GCAGCUGCUGUAUUAUUUAAUUUAUUAGAGUUAGUGGCUUACUUAAACAAGGUGCAUCAGUAAGCUUGGAUCCCCUCUAUGAAGAGCCAGAUACCUUGUUGUUCAUGGCCGCUUGCGAUUUGGUAGGUGAAAAUGGUAGUGAAAUCAAUGGCUGCAGCAACAGCCGAGAAAGCCCUGUAACAAGCGCAUCCAACAGCAGUACAUCAGAGGGGAAAAUGAUGAGGAAGCGGAUGGCUUCUGAGAUUGCUGACUACCACAGGUUUCCUCGCCGCAGCCUUCCUUCUCAUCCUCCCUCUGAGAACAUGGGUUGCUCUUUCUUGGCAGCGGCAACCACUGCUAAUAACCCUAAUCCACUCCUCAACUACUCCACUAUGAAUUUGAAUACGACCAUAAUCCCUUCAGCGAACUUGACCGCCGUGACGUCAGGCGGGCCUGCUUUUUUAUGUACAACCACCUCAAACAUCACUUGCAUCGACAACCUCUCCACUACUAAUCCUCCGCCCCCUGCCGUCUGUGGCUUCUCGGGUUUGCCUUUAUUUCCACCAACAGACAGAAACCGAAACACCGUCGCCGCCUCCACCACAACCGCAACUACUGCCCCUGUUGCUUUAACUCCGAUCUCGAAUUCUAUGGAUGACACUUCAGCCACGGCAUGGAUAGACGGUAUCAUAAGGGACCUCAUCCACACCUCCUCUAACGUCUCCAUUCCUCAGCUCAUCCAAAACGUCCGGGAGAUCAUCUACCCCUGCAACCCAAACCUCGCUGCCCUCCUUGAGUACAGGCUCCGUUCCCUAAUGGAUCCACUUGAAAGGAGAAGGAAGGAGACGCCGCCGGUCCAUCUGCCCGCAGGCUUGAUUCCGAGGCACCACAGUCAGCACCAACAGCAACAACAUGGCUCCUCUGGACUCACGCUUAACAUGGAUUCCGCCCUAGAUAGCGUUCCUAAUUACUCCUUCACCGAAUCUUGUGCCAUGAGUCAGUAUUUGAACUGGGGGAUAACUCCACUUCCCAUCUCUAACAGCGCAGCCACAGGUAGCAACCAACACCAUCACAAUCAGAUUAGCAGUAGUCCUUCUGCGCCUACACCGCCGGUUCUUUCGCUAAAUCAGACGCAGCAUCAACCUCAAGUACCUCACCAGGCUCAGGAGCAGCCGCUGCCAGAAGAAAAUUCUUCCCCAGUGGAGAAGACGACGACCUCGACGACUACUACAACGCCCACGUCCACUGUCCAAGCAGUCCAAGCAUGCAGCGUCAGAGACAGGAAAGAGGAGUUACGGCAGCAGAAGAGAGACGAAGAAGGGUUGCACCUCUUGACCUUGCUCCUGCAGUGCGCUGAGGCGGUUUCAGCUAAUAACUUUGAGGAAGCAAAUAGGAUGUUGUUAGAGCUCUCGCAACUGUCAACGCCGUUUGGGACGUCUGCUCAGCGCGUGGCAGCAUAUUUUUCGGAGGCUAUGUCGGCAAGGCUGGUGAGCUCGUGCCUGGGAAUAUCCGCUGAGCUGCCAUCCAUUCCACAGAGCCAUACCCAAAAGAUGGUAUCGGCAUUCCAGGUGUUCAACGGGAUAAGUCCAUUCGUCAAGUUCUCGCAUUUCACAGCCAAUCAAGCCAUACAAGAAGCAUUCGAGAGGGAAGAGAGAGUGCACAUAAUAGAUCUUGACAUAAUGCAAGGCCUGCAAUGGCCUGGGCUGUUUCACAUUCUUGCCUCAAGGCCAGGUGGGCCUCCGCAUGUGCGCCUCACGGGGCUGGGAACCUCCUUGGAGGCGCUGGAGGCGACCGGGAAGCGUUUGUCUGAUUUUGCAGACAAACUGGGGCUUCCAUUCGAAUUCUGCCCGGUGGCAGAGAAGGUGGGGAAUUUGGAACCCGAGAGGCUCAACGUGAGCAAGAGGGAGGCCGUAGCAGUUCACUGGCUGCAGCACUCUCUUUACGACGUAACUGGUUCUGAUACCAAUACGCUGUGGCUCUUGCAGAGGUUGGCACCCAAAGUAGUGACGGUAGUAGAACAGGACUUAAGCCACGCCGGAUCAUUUUUGGGAACGUUUGUGGAAGCCAUACAUUACUACUCAGCCCUGUUUGAUUCCCUAGGGGCAAGCUACGGCGAGGAGAGCGAAGAGCGGCAUGUGGUGGAGCAGCAGCUGCUUUCGAAGGAGAUACGAAAUGUGCUGGCAUUAGGAGGCCCUUCCAGAAGUGAGGAGGUGAAAUUCCAUAACUGGAGGGAGAAGCUGCAGCAGUCUGGCUUCAAGGGUAUCUCUCUUGCUGGCAAUGCAGCCACGCAGGCUACCCUGCUCUUAGGCAUGUUCCCAUCUGAUGGCUAUACCUUGGUUGAGGACAAUGGCGCCCUCAAGCUUGGUUGGAAAGACCUUUGCUUGCUUACUGCUUCUGCCUGGAGGCCCUUCUAUGCUAGUGCUGCGAGUGCCACAACUAUCCACCGUUGUUCCCACUAGCUUUUCCUUUUGUAUGCUCUUUGAUCUGCCGCUAAGAUGUUUGUAUGUCUUGAGGGAUCAGUUCUGCUUCAAAGGAUACGAAUGUGUUGCCAAUCACCAUUUGCCCUUACAAUCAAUCUGUAUUCCCAGAUCAUACUUAUUAUUGCUUUCAAGCUUUUGCUUGACGGUAAGAUGUGACGCAUCCCCUACACCCUACCCUCUAGUGUUAGUAUCCUCACGCAAGCUAAGUUAAAAGUUUCCAUUGCAUCAUAAUGGCAAUGUUUUAGAGGCUCUAUGUUUUUCCUUAA
This is a messenger RNA of Theobroma cacao (cacao), 2725 nucleotides long. It is a transcript of the gene SCR, whose product is annotated as GRAS family transcription factor. Lineage: Eukaryota; Viridiplantae; Streptophyta; Magnoliopsida; Malvales; Malvaceae. The record is from RefSeq and is a predicted model, not a curated record.